Procambarus clarkii (red swamp crayfish) is the source of this 1149-nucleotide messenger RNA. RefSeq lists its product as uncharacterized. The record is from RefSeq and is a predicted model, not a curated record. NCBI's taxonomy places the organism in Eukaryota, Metazoa, Arthropoda, Malacostraca, Decapoda, Cambaridae.
AUGUAUACAUGUCCUGUGUCUGCAAGGGUUUCGGGGGAGCUGCAGGAGUCUCAGGGGAGCUGCGAGGGUCUCAGGGGAGCUGCAAGGCUCUCAAGAGGCUGCAAGGGUCUCGGGGGGGGGGCCUGCAAGGGUCUCAGGGGAGCUGCAAGGGUCUCAGGGGAGCUGCAAGGGUCUCAGGGGGGCUGCAAGGGUCUCAGGGGAGCUGCAAGGGUCUCAGGGGAGCUGCAAGGGUCUCAGGGGGGGCUGCAAGGGUCUCAGGGGAGCUGCAAGGGUCUCAGGGGGGCUGCAAGGGUCUCAGGGGAGCUGCAAGGGUCUCAGGGGAGCUGCAAGGGUCUCAGGGGAGCUGCAAGGGUCUCAGGGGAGCUGCAAGGGUCUCAGGGGGGGCUGCAAGGGUCUCAGGGGAGUUGCAAGGGUCUCAGGGGAGCUACAAGGGUCUCAGGGGAGCUGCAAGGGUCUCAGGGGAACUGCAAGGGUCUCAGGGGAGCUGCAAGGGUCUCAGGGAGCUGCAAGGGUCUCAGGGGAGCUGCAAUGGUCUCAGGGGGCUGCAAGGGUCUCAGGGAGCUGCAAAAGGUCUCAGGGGGGCUGCAAGGGUCUCAGGGGGAGCUGCAAGGGUCUCAGGGGGGCUGCAAGGGUCUCAGGGGGGCUGCAAGGGUCUCAGGGGGAGCUGCAAGGGUCUCAGGGGGGCUGCAAGGGUCUCAGGGGAGCUGCAAGGGUCUCAGGGGGGGCUGCAAGGGUCUCAGGGGAGCUGCAAGGGUCUCAAGGGGGGCUACAAGGGUCUCGAGGGGGCUGCAAGGGUCUCGAGGGGAGCUGCAAGGGUCUCAGGGGAGCUGCAAGGGGUCUCAGGGGGAGCUGCAAGGGUCUCAGGGGGGCUGCAAGGGUCUCAGGGGGGCUGCAAGGGUCUCAGGGGAGCUGCAAGGGUCUCAAGGGGGCUGCAAGGGUCUCGAGGGGGGGCUGCAAGGGUCUCGAGGGGAGCUGCAAGGGUCUCAGGGGAGCUGCAAGGGUCUCAGGAAGCCUGCAAGGGUCUCAGGGGAGCUGCAGGGGUCUCAGAAGGGGUUGCAAAGGUCUCAGGAAGGCUGCAAGGGUCUCGGGGGACGAGCUACACCAGGUGUUAAACAGGAACAUGUGACGAGUAAACAGGUGCACAAGUAG